Molecule: messenger RNA, 2045 nt
Organism: Chanos chanos (milkfish)
Lineage: Eukaryota; Metazoa; Chordata; Actinopteri; Gonorynchiformes; Chanidae
Gene: rhot1b
Product: ras homolog family member T1
Exons: 21
Coding region: 19-2001 (660 amino acids)
Biological process (GO): mitochondrion organization
Cellular component (GO): mitochondrial outer membrane
Molecular function (GO): calcium ion binding; GTP binding; GTPase activity
Source: RefSeq, a predicted model, not a curated record
CCAGUACGCGCAUCCGAAAUGCGGAAGGACGUCAGGAUUUUGCUGGUGGGAGAGCCUAAAGUGGGAAAGACCUCUUUGAUCAUGUCACUGGUCAGCGAGGAGUUUCCAGAUGUGGUUCCAUACCGGGCUGAAGAGAUCACCAUACCCGCAGAUGUUACCCCAGAAAGAGUGCCCACCCACAUAGUGGAUUACUCAGAGGCAGAGCAGACGGAUGAACAGUUGUAUCAGGAAAUAUCAAAGGCCAACGUCAUCUGCAUCGUCUACUCAGUCAAUAACAAGAAAUCAAUUGAAAAGGUGACGAGUCAUUGGAUACCACUCAUAAAUGACAGAACUGACAAGGAUAGCAGGGUACCGCUGAUUCUUGUGGGGAACAAGUCAGAUUUGGUGGAGCACAGUAGCAUGGAGACGAUUCUGCCCAUUAUGAACCAGUACGCUGAGAUAGAGACCUGCGUGGAGUGUUCGGCGAAGAACCUGAAGAACAUCUCGGAGCUCUUUUACUAUGCUCAGAAAGCUGUCCUUCAUCCCACGGGCCCCCUGUACUGCCCAGACCAGAAGGAGAUGAGGCCAGCCUGUGUCAGGGCUCUAACCCGCAUCUUUAAGGUGUCGGAUUUGGACAACGAUGGCAUUCUCAACGAUAACGAGCUCAACUUUUUCCAGAGGACCUGCUUCAAUACUCCGCUCGCACCGCAGGCCCUGGAGGACGUUAAGAACGUAGUGAAGAAAAAUUUGACGGACGGGGUUUGUGACAACGGCCUGACCCUGAAAGGCUUCCUCUUCCUCCACACACUAUUCAUCCAGAGAGGGAGGCAUGAAACCACGUGGACUGUGCUAAGGCGCUUUGGUUAUGAUGAUGACUUAGAGCUCCAUCAGGACUACCUCUUCCCCCCGUUAAAAAUACUUCCAGAUUGCACCACUGAGCUCAACCAUAAUGCUUACCUGUUCCUGCAAAGCGUCUUUGACAAACAUGACAAGGAUCGGGACUGUGCAUUGUCUCCAGAGGAGCUUAAGGAUCUUUUUGAUGUCUUCCCCUACAUGCCAUGGGGUCCUGAUGUUAACAACACAGUCUGUACCAACGACCAGGGCUGGAUCACCUACCAAGGCUACCUCUCUCAGUGGACGCUGACUACCUACCUAGACGUCCAGCGGUGUCUGGAGUAUCUGGGAUAUUUAGGUUAUUCCAUCAUCUCUGAACAGGAGUCCCAGGCUGCUGCUAUCACAGUGACCCGGGAUAAGAAGAUAGACCUCCAGAAGAAGCAGACUCAGCGUAAUGUAUUCCGCUGUAACGUGUUUGGAGGGAACGGCAGUGGCAAGAGCGGUUUUCUUCAGGGCUUUCUCGGAAGGAACCUCAUGCGGCAGAAGACAGUACGGGAGGAGCACAAAUCUUAUUACGCAAUCAGCACUGCCUACGUGUACGGCCAGGAAAAAUACCUUCUGCUGCAUGAAGUCUUCCCAGACUUUGACUUCCUCUCUGAGACUGACCUGUCCUGUGAUGUCGUAUGCUUAGUCUAUGAUGUCAGUAACCCGUGCUCUUUUGAGUACUGUGCCAGGGUCUUCAAGCAAUACUUCAUGGAUAGCAAGACGCCGUGCAUGAUGGUCGCCGCCAAGUCGGACCUGCCGGAGAUGAAGCAGCAGUACAGUCUCACGCCGCUGGAGUUCUGCCGCAAACACAAGAUGCCCCCUCCGCAGUCCUACACCUGCAACACUGCCGCACCCCCCAGCAAAGACAUUUUCAUCAAACUCACCACCAUGGCCAUGUACCCCCACGCUCGUCUACGCUGCUUGUGCACCUGUAACAGGUGCACCUUCUGCCUUUGUCAGAACUUGCUAAACUCGGAGCUGCUCCAGACCGUUAAGGCCAAACUCUACACUACCGUGUUCAGCAGGCAUGUGUCCCAGGCAGAUCUGAAGAGUUCCAGUUUCUGGCUGAGAGCGAGCAUUGGAGCCACGGUGUUCGUUGUCUUGGGCUUCGCUGUGUACAGGGCCCUGCUCAGAUCUCGAUGAUCCACGUCAUCCUCAACCUCCACACAUCCUCUGAGACAUCCCAC